AACUGAAUCAUGAGUUACUGAAGCUUCAGCUUGAAACCCUGCCUUUCAUUACAUCGACCAAUGUGCAAACUCAAAGUGCAACGGGGAAUUCUUCAAGUGCAUCUGCAACUACUACAAGGCCACAAGUCUCAAUCCCAUUCUUAACUCCGUUCGAUGAUCCAUACAUACCAUUUGAGCGAAUGGCUACUUUCUUACUUUUGGAGGACAGGAGUGUAGAAGCCAGCGGCUCCGGUAACCUGGGAGAAAAAAACGAGACCUCAUCGGAGGGCUCUCGGAGAGCUGAGUCGUCAUCUGGCUUCCAAAAAUCCGACAUUUUGGAAGAAUCCACUGGCAGAAAACAUGGAAGUACGCUUCAACGGUCCUCGCCUGGGCUGUCGGAAGACUCAAACCGGUCCAGUCACUGCCAUUCAGCGGUACAUUUUACGGAAUCCACUGAAGCUUAUAUGAAAAGUGAUGAGACUGACCCUCCGAACAGUAAUGAACAACUUACGAAUCGUGCAAAAUUGGAGGAACUGCGUGACAUUAUAACUGAAAUUACAAAGUUUAAUGGAACACAGUCCAGUCCAUAUGAUGAUUCAGGAGAUCAACUGUUACCUUUAGCUGCAAAAUUGAAUAAGGUGAAUUUCGAACGCUCAUUGCAAAAUUCCCUGCGUCGAAAUCUGAACGAAUGGUGUGCAGAAGAGCGGAUUGGUAUAGACGUCAUGAUCCAAAGAUUGCACUCAGCACUGUACGCCUUACCACAAAUAGAGGUAUUUGAACGUCACCAAGACAGCGCCCACCUCAUCGUCGCCCACCAUCCGUUCGAUCGUAGUCUUCGGUCCAAUCACGAAACCUGGUCCAGAUGGCUACACGUGACUAACCUCGGAUUUCGCGCUUACCUUCAUCAUGUGAAAAAACACAUAACAUUAUGGUCCAAAGAACAGGAAAUAGUGUAUCAAACAAAUCGUUCACAAGCCGCACUCCUGCAGAAAGCUGGCGUGCUCAAUGAAACGGAUCCCACGUCGUAUCAAAGUACUAACGAAACAGGUGGAAAAUCCCCAUUGAUCGGUGAUCACACAAAUCAGAACAGUAACACAAUCCAGGCGGUUGACAAUGGAGCUCAGUAUAUCUUUCCUGGAUCGUUGAAAGCGCUGAAAAAGGAGCAGGAAGCGAAAGCUCGUUGUCUGGAGGAGGCAGCUAAAAGGGAACCAGCGUCUCGUGCACGUUCCAAACUUUCUCAUUCUCCGAAACACGAAGCGGACUCAUCGCCCAUCAAUACUAAUAGGAACAAGGCGGGGGCCUCAUCUUCACCGAAACGGGGUGCCUCGGCAAGUAAAAAUAAAAAGACAACUCCGUUGGAUGAUACCCAUGAGAAGGUUUUGGAAGAAUCCGUGCAGCAGGAAGUACAAUACCGCCCAUUCACCGGAUACAACCUGACAAACGUCUUACCGCAUUGGACAGGAAGGACAACUCAUUUGUUCCCGACCGAUGGUGGCACGGUGAAAAUUAAGCGAUAUCAGCAACUGAACGAUGCUUCUGUGGUUACAAUUAGUGUACUUAAAGAUGGCCACGUUUUCACGGUGCACCGAACCGGUCCACCUCCAGAUCCCGAGUACGAAAUCGAUGAAAAGAAGUGCAACGAAAAUUGUUUCAUUGAAUUUGACGGCGUAAUCGAUAAGGACGAUGCAAGUCAACCUGUCCAAAAUGGAAUGAAACAAAGCAAGUUGCAUGUGGUUUCCAGUCCUCCUGUAGCUGAACCAGAAAGGGAGCACUUUUCAUCUUUCACUGGGGUGUUUACUGAUGGCCUUUGUCUAGCACUAGCGGAGACAACGCAAUCGCCCAAGUCCCAACGUCAGGUUCUCGAUGCAUCUGGAGAGCGAAGUAGGGCCGCAGCUUCACACGACCGCGCACACAGUCCGGCCCCCGAUGACAAAAAGAAUAGCGAGUUAGCUGAAGCGGGCGUAAACGAGGGCGGUCAGAAAUUAUCCAUCACGUUGCCUGAUGGAACUCACCUUGACUUCAUUCAGCUCUGCAUUUCCAGUGUCCUUCUACAGAACGACGUUCAACAAGCAUCUUCCUGGAAAACCGCAAAUGAAUUGGAGAAGGAAAUGAAAAGCAUGCAAGCGCAACCGGAUGACAGAUCAGUAGAGAUUCAAGACCAGGAAGGAUGGAAAGGAGAUAGCUCUGGAUCCAGCUUGAUGACUUCCGUGGUCCGCAUGGUGCGAGCAACAGAAACACAACCAAACCCUAAACAAUCCGUUUGGCCUGUAGAAAUAGAAACUGCACGAUACAUUAACAACAAGGGAACGAUAAUUAUCUUGAAUAAAGUUACCUCAACUGAAUCUGAAGAUUCUGUAGGAGUCAAGUUACUUUUUCCAAAUGGAGACCGAGCGGAACGGAACACUUUAGAUUGGAAAAGGCAGUAUUUGAAUGAUAACCCUAAAUUCAAAACAGAGCGACCAGCUCCGAUUUGUGAACCGAUCGAGCCAACCAGGGAAUUCGUCGCCCACAAAAAGCACAACGCUUCAUCGGAAAGGAAGACUGGCUCACAAGCGAGAGGUGGUAAACUGCAAAAGACCGACGACCACAAAAGGAAGAAAGAUGGUCAUCCUUCCGAUAGUGCAAAGUCUCAAAUCUCAGAGGUUCCGAUUCCGGAGAGCAAGAGUGACCCUGAGGAAACUCAACAACCAUGGCUGGUUACCCUGGCCUCCGGUAAACGCUACUGGUUGAGGCUCAAAAAGGGCUCAUCGAAUUGGCCAGGUACACGUCAACUGUCUCUGUUUACCUCUGAUGACACUCACUUAACGGAGAAAGAGACUAGGAAUAAUUCAAGCGUCGACAGAAGUUUAUGUGAAACUAUACCAUCUGAGCAGCUAGAAACUUUCGUAUCCUACGACCCCGCAACAAGAAAAACAUUGUUUACGCGCCCGUGUGACCGUUUUAUGGUUGUACAACCUGAGGAAAACGAGAUGAGCGGAAACAUCGUGCAACAUCCGGACGGGAGCAGAAUAACGCAAAUUUUGUACCAACAACAUGAGAAAUGCAACAAGCGCAACGAGAAAGCAGAGACCACACAAAUUCUGGAUACAGAGGGAAGCUGUGGGCUUCUAGUUCUUCGCAUCGAAUCUCCAGGGUUCCCACCGAUCCUGCUUAAUCUGUCAGGCGGAGGGUACGAGACGUUUCUUCCUGGAACUAACGGAUCCGUAUCAAGACUGUACUCUAGCGUACUUGGAGAGCACAUUCUUUGGCACUCUGGUGGAGGUCGAUUGAAGAUGACAGCUGAUGGGUCGAUAAUUUAUUCACCAGUGCAGAAGAAUAGGCAUGCUUAUUUGUCAGAAGCCCCUCUUACGUCAACCUACUGUAUGCGAUGCACUGAAGCAACGGAGCUACUGGAUGUUGUGGACCCCGAAGGAAACAUGUACACAGUCGACCACUUUGCCAACUGUAAUGUUCUACUUACAAUCAAACCUGAAGAUGAACCCUCGGUGGACAGCACAGACUCCAACACGAUAGAAGCGAUCAGCCCAGACGAGCCACCUAGUCCAGCUGGGCCGGAUGGAGACAAACAGUACGGCGCACCUGAUGUCGUCCCUCAAGCACUCACUCCGGUAGCAUCCCCAUCUGUUGACGAACAUUUGCCAUUGCUUUUUUACUACAAUCAAAAUAGUAAAGAAUGCUUUGAGUUGAUGAGACGUUCCGACGUUGCCGACAUAGUGGGCGAAGCUCGUCAAGUUUCUACUGUUCCACCCGAGUGGUCCAAUGAUCUCGAAUGCUGCGAAUGGAAUUCCACUCCUUCACCUCCCGCGGUUGCCGGUGCUGAAAAUAACGAGGAAGCUAUUCUUAUAGAAGAACCACACGUGACAAAUCGCAACAUUCUCAGUUUGACAUAUAUAAAGCCACUAAGCGCAAAGAGAGGACAUGCAGUUUAUGCUAUGCCAAACAUUAUCCCACGUGGUCUGACGUGGAGGGACACACAUCCGUUUAAAGAAGGGAUUCAAUGUAGAGAAAAUGAAAAACCAACCAGAUUUGGUGAAAACGUCGCUAAAGGACUGGAUAUCGUGUAUCCAAAACUGGAUGUAAGAAAUUUAAGCGAAGUCGGAUCAGAUAACUUGUUGAUGCCGCCCCGUGUAAACGAGGAACAAGUAUGCGACCGUCCAACCCGACCUCAUUUGCUGCUGCGGCGAUUUACUUUGUAUCCAACCGAGAACGAAAAUCGAUCGAGAACGCUGUCUUCCCUUCACGCAUACGCAGAGCACUUGUUAAAUCGAGUAGUUGAAUGGUGUCAAGCUCAACCCAUCCGCUCACCACUAUCUUUUAAAAAGUGUCUCACUGAUCAGCUGGAGGCUACUUCCUCCCUGGAUGACCAAAUGACAACGGAGCUAAACGAAGACGCCGCCGGUCAAAAGCAAGUAGUAGACAACUCUGCAGCUCAAACCGCAGAACUAGUUCAAAAAUCAAGCCCCUGUCCUGGAAGCGAACCUGACCGCGAAUAUUUACAAAAACCCACAGCACCUCGUAGUUCUUCAGCGCGCAAAGCUGCCUACCAAGCUCUGCAGAAAGAGAUAGAGGAUGCAGCACAAAAUAGGAAAGCACUACGCAGCAAAGCGCUACCAAGCUAUUUUGAGACUAAGGAAGGAAUGAACUUUUUACUACGGCAGGUUUGUUACUUAAUCGAAUUGAUCGCUUCUCGCGAAUUUUCUCGGUCUCAUGUAUUAAGGAAGUAUUUGAAAUUAGCCUCUGUUACUCGGUUCCACUGCGCUGUAGUGUAUCUGAAACGUCGUAGGUAUACCUUGAUUUGA
Dicrocoelium dendriticum is the source of this 4778-nucleotide messenger RNA. The record is from the annotation of a GenBank genome assembly. Lineage: Eukaryota; Metazoa; Platyhelminthes; Trematoda; Plagiorchiida; Dicrocoeliidae.